Messenger RNA from Strongylocentrotus purpuratus (purple sea urchin), 6725 nucleotides. RefSeq lists its product as uncharacterized. The coding region runs from base 67 to 2697 and encodes 876 amino acids. Gene Ontology annotation, molecular function: protein binding. Lineage: Eukaryota; Metazoa; Echinodermata; Echinoidea; Camarodonta; Strongylocentrotidae. The record is from RefSeq and is a predicted model, not a curated record. The transcript is spliced from 7 exons.
UCGACCUCCCUCUACAACGAUUUCCUUGGAAUUUGAUUCUAUUUUCGUCGACGUGGUGACGCAAACAUGCCAUCAAUUGGUGGCAUUGAUAAUUCUCGGACCAAAGAUCGUGGUUUGGAAGACGUUACUAGUCUAAUUUCCGUGGAUAUAGGUGGAACAAAUUCGUCGUCGACAUUGAAAUCAACAGCCAUCAAGACGGCAUUGCAAGACAAACCAAUCAAAGUGGAAUCUACCAUCAUGGCACCAAACAAGAAUGGCCAGGUGAAUGGCGAGUGCAAGACCUCUUCUCCUGCUUCAAAAGAAGAGAUCAAGCAAGAUGAAAAGCCAGAUGAUCACCCCGCUGGGAUGGAGAAUGGCGCUAAGGGGAAAGAGCAGGACGGUUGUGAAGGUAAUGAUGUAAAGCCAAAGGAGCAAGUCAACAGAGGUCCAGAGGAGAACAGUGAUGGUGAUGGGGUUCCCGAUGAGGAUCAGAUGGACAAGACAGCCGAGGUAAAGAGGAAGGAGUACAAGGAGAAACCGAGAGCCAGUUCCGUGGAGCUCCUGGGUUUGAAGAAGAUGAAGCAUGCCAGAAUUCCCCAUCAGGGCCAGCUGGACGAGAAGAUAUGCCAGAUCUUUGAGAGUGAGAUGAGACGAAGGAAGAGCUCACCGGCAACUUACCACUACAUGGUGAAGACACCUAGGAUACCUGAAGAGGAUGCGACUGUUGACAACCUGGCCACAAAGAUGACACAGAUGGACGUGAGUGAUGAGAAGAAAAAUGCCUUCGGGAAAAGGAUGGAGGAAGAGAAAGAGAGGAACCCUUUGACUUCAAAAGGUCGUUCUGAUCGUCCCGGUCAUGCCCAAGGGAGAACCAAACCUUACCCAUCGAAUCAACCUGGCAUGGCUUAUGUACAGCAAUAUUCUCCUGUACAGCCAGUAUACCCUGGCUCGAUGGCCUGUCCUCCUUAUCAGGCCUACAUCAGCUCUUCGGGCAAGAAAGUCAUGGUUCCUGGUAUGCCGUCUGAGCAGCAGAUCAAACUUUCAGAUGGACGUACCAUGCAGAACCUUUACGCGAACCAGCCCGUUGUCUCCAAGAAAGACCCAGAGGAAUCCUGCUGGCCUCCAUCUCCAACAGACAGCUCCUACCCUAGUUCUCCAGGUAGUGUGUCUUCUCUCAGUCCUGCUCAUACGAUGCAGCAGACACCAUCGCCGGCCUACUCCCCAGCCUACUCGCCCGCCUACUCACCAGCGCAGACUCAGCCGUCCCCGCAGUCCAUGAUGUCACCAGGGGAUGGCUACCAUGGUAUGUCCACCUCGCCUAACUCACCCCACUCCCCGGAGAUGAUGGUCAUGAUCAAUUCCCCUCCCAGUGUCCAGAGCGAGGACUCCGGAAUCUGCUCACCACCUCACAACGUCUACAGCUGCACAUCGCCUUCAGGAACCAACAGUGGUAUGGUCAUCGACAACAGCCAUCGCCCCUAUGUGGAGAAUCCGAUUCCUGUAGAGAACAUGCAGUACAUCCAGAACCGGACACAACACCAGCAACACCAGCAACACCAGCAACAGCAGCAACAGCAGCAACAACAGCCCUCCCAGGAAGAAGUGGCACAACAGAGCAUUAAGCAUAUCAAAGAUCAGCUCAUGGACUCAUCUCAAGAGUUUGAGCGGAAAACUUACAUCCAGCCCGUUAAUGCCAGGUACGUCCAGCAGUACCCUGUGAACCAGAAUCAAGGGAUGGUGAGGCAGCCACCUGUUUAUCCAGGACCGAACCAGAUGCAAGUGAUCACCCCGCCACCAACCCCUCAAGACCAGAACCGCAACCUUGAGAAUCUGGUCAACAAUAUGCCUCUGGAUGUCCUGUGCUCCUUGGAUGAAGAAGGAGACACCGCUCUUCACAUAUCUAUCAGCCAGGGUAAUAUCCCGCUUGUUCAUGCCAUCGUGAAUCGUCUGUUGAAGAGCGGGAGGAAGGACGCCCUCAAUCUCAGGGACAACAUCGGACAGACACCUCUUCACAUCUGCAUGGUGACGAACCAGCCGGACCUGAUCGUCUAUCUUCUCAAGGCCGGAGCGGACCUCAUGAUUCCAAACAAGGAGCAGCAAACCGUGCUUCACUACGCCGCCAUCAAGGGCUUCUCCUUGGCUCUGCGGGCUAUCGGAUACUGCGUCUGCCAGAACAUGGUCGCCAACAUUGAGAUCGAUGUGGAGGAUAAGAACGGCAUGUCACCGCUUCAGUGUGCCAUCCAGGCCCAUGGUCGUCUUGCGCGUGUCUAUGACGGGACUAGGUGCAUGUAUGUGGAUAAGAUGGUGGACAGUCUGGACUCCAUCAGGAACCUGCUCCAUCUCGGCGCUGACCCUUCCUUCCUGGACAGGAAAAGCGGUUACACGGCGCUCCACUUUGCCGUCGAGCUUCCACCGAGCGACCGGGUGGCAGCCAACACCCACAUCAUCAAGAUGAUGCUGGAAUGUCCCGGAGUCGACGCCAGGCACCUGCUGAAGAUAGCAAACUAUGCCGGUAACACUCCGCUUCAUGUCAUCGCUGGCCGCGACUUCGACGAGGACCACGUGGUGAAGGUCAUCGACCACCUGAUGAGCUUCGGGGCCGACAUCGACCUCAAGAACUUGGAGAAGCAGUCACCGCGUGAUUUGGCGAUCGUGAAGAAGAAGGAGAGACCUAAGGUUUUUGCAAGACUGCAAGGAGACCAUCUUCAAGGAAAGUGAAGCAGCCAAUCAGGAGCCUUGAUACAAACAAGCCUUCACCCAACAUGCAGCAGGUGACCAAUCAUAAGUAAUGUUCAAUGAGACAGUACCCUUUGUGCCCUGUGUGUAAUGUAUCACAUGCAGAAAUGGACAUCUUCUUGUCUUGAAAUAAUUCCAUGCUAUAAGCAUCAAAAGUGAAAAAUUGUUUGAUGCAUGAAAUUCAUAAAUUAUUGUCCCCUUUAAAAUCUAAAAUUGCCCAGACUUCAGGAAAUGCAAGUAUAUUUUUUGUCCGUCAAGAAUUCUAAAACUUUCUUGAUUAUAAUCUUGCCUUGAAAUGCAUUUUGGCCGUUUGAUGCAUUCCUUGAAUUUAAACGAGAAGCUGUCCUGUUAAUGAAAUCAAACAAUUAUCACAGAGAUGUGAAAAUUGUUGAAAGGAUGUUUUCUUGCAAUUGCAAAUGGAUUGGUUUAUCCGAAAAGGAAGUUAGCUUUGUUUUAUCUAUUAUGUAUAUUUGAUCAAAGAUAGUUAUAAAGGUGCUGUAUGAUUUGUACAGUAACAAAAAAUAUUAUAAAAACGUUUUUGCAGCUUGAAAAUAGAUUUUUAAUGAAUUUUCCUCCAGGUGCAAAGAUUUGAAACAUCAACUUCUUUUGUAAUCAAAGUAAAAAAAGAGACAUCAGAAAUUUAAGUUUUAAAUGAUUUAUGGUGUACAAUUGCAAUGCAAAUAUAUGUCAAAAUGUAAAUUGCAUACAUGUAAUGUACAUAAAGUAGAUGUAUAGUACCAAGUAUGUGUCUUUAUAUUGCUUCCGAUGGUUGUUACGCAUGGGGAAAAGAAGACGCGUUAACCCAUAGCAGUUUCUCAGUAUUUAAAGAUCUAAGGAAAUCACUUUUCUCUCCUCCAAUUGGUACCAAUUGUUCUUAUAUUAAACUCCUACAUGCUUCAAAAAUUAUAAAUGUAUAUGAAAUGAACAAAUAUGACUGAAAAUUACUUCAUUUUAUUCAAAAAAAGCCAAUUUGUACAUAAAAAUAGUGAUUAGUGAGUACAAUUAAAUUGCUUUUGUGUUCAUGAAAGGCACAAUUAUGUACAGCAUGUGUCUGCAAUUUUUGUUCUUUCUGUUCAUGUACAAUAGAAUUUGCUGUGACAUUGUUUGUCGAUAAUAUUCCACUAUUUCCUUGUUUGUAUAGCGUAACAAGUGGUCAAUUAGUUCUAUUGAUGUUUUGCCAAAUAAUCAGAUCAAAUUUAGUGACAUUACAUGGCAUCAGCAUUGCAUGUAAAGGAAACAGAGUCUGUUGGGAGUCAGCAAGGCUUUAAAUUUACACUUUAAUGCAGAGAUGACGUCUUAUUUGUGGUUGACGGAGCCAAAUGUAUAAAUUUGUUAUAUGGCUAUAUAGUAGAGAAAUGUUGUACAGUUUGCUGUCAGUGUAGAAAGACAAUUACUACAUCCUCUGUGCCAUCAACGGAACGUGUUAAUUUGUUUACAUGGCUGUGAAAUAGAGAAGUGUUGUACAGUUUGCUGUGAAAAAACAAUUAUAAAAGGAAAAUUAUGAUAUUCAGAUAUUUGAAUCAUUGCGUCAUAUAAAAUUUAAAAGCAGGUAGGUCAGUGUAUGCGGAAAGAUGCUACAAAAUAUGUAAUGGUUCACAUGAUGACACUGUACAUAGGUGCGCAUUUACAAUAAAUUUGUUUAACCCUUUGCUUACAGGAACCUGGGGGUCCCUGUGUUAAGCCUAUGGGACAAAUACAAGUCAGUGGUCAACGGGUUAAAGCUGACAAUGCAAUGUGUAUGUAAAUCAAUGUGACAUAUCUUCUUAUAUCAUCUCUUUAGAUGUGUAGAAAGACAAUUACUACAUCCUCUUUGCCAUCAGCAGAAGGUGACCAUACAAUGUGUAUGUUAAUCAAUGUGACAUAUCUUCUUAUACCAUCUCUUUAGAUGUGUAGAAAGACAAUUACUACAUCCUCUUUGCCAUCAGCAGCAGGUGACCAUACAAUGUGUAUGUUAAUCGAUGUGACAUAUCUUCUUAUAUCGUCUCUUUAGAGCCAGUAGGGUGUUAACUCUGUGUUAAAGUAUAUGAGUUAACACCCUUCUGGCUCCGAACAGACAAUACUUCCCCUCAGCAUGUGGGCCGGGCUCAAAAUAUCAAGACUGAAAGAAAAUAUGAUUCCAUUUCCAUGUUGUAUAGCUUACAGUGAUAUUGCAAGUCUUUCUAUACAGGCAUACUUCUAUAUAUAUAUAUAUAUAAAUCAGAUUGGCCAAUUCUUUGCAAUGUUUUCUGUCUGAUAUAUGUCCUUUUUUACAUUUAUUUCAUGUUUAAAUGAAAAAUAUCGUGAUAUGACCACAUAAUGAUAUUUGUGAUGCCAGGUAGAGCUAUUUAUAGUCCGUGGUCAUAUCAAGACAUUUUAGUUUUAGGAGGAAGUCGUGUAUAACAGUGUUUAAUGUACAUGUAUGUCGUAUGGAAUACAUUGGAAGACAGAAUCUCCCUUAAAUGAAUAUGAAUAUGACAACUCCUUAUAUUUUUAUAUUUUACUUUAGUUUUUAUGUGUCUUAUCAAACAUUGUGUCAAUCAUCUGAAAUACCUUUACUUCAUAGACUAUUAAGAGUUUCACCUAUUUUUUAUAUGCACAAAAGUGCAAUUACGAUACAUUAGAUUUUAAAUGUUUUCUGAUCAAAUGAAAUGAAUGACAUGGGCCAUAAAUAAUGGUUGUGUUGAAUACAAAACUCAUCUUUUAUUAGUACAUUUUUUGCAGGAAAUUUAUAUAGAAUUAUGUAAUGGAUAAAAAAAUAAGCAGUCAAUAUAUUUUUUUUUUUAACGCAUCCCAAGGUACAAUUCCGAAAGAGAGAUAUUUUAACAAAUGUACCUGCAAAUGUGUAUUUAUUUUUAGCGUCAAUUGUAAUUUAGCAGUCUAAGAGCAUUGCGUUUGUCUAACCGUGCGUAUCCAUUGUUAACUUCAUGCGCAGUCAAUGCGUCCUUGGAUUGUAUGCGCAAGUAGAACUAUAUGCCCGGUCAAUAUUUUUACCUAUACUGCCCAGCGGUCAGUAGUGAAUUUCAUGCCUGCAGUGUUGACCAAUCAGCAGCCUAGAAUCUUCAUACGGGGUAUAUGAAUACUAUACAUGUACGACCAAAAUAUACACUGGAGAAUUUAGCAUCUAGACAAAUUAUUUCGACAUAUCAUGAAUUAGGAGAACAUGAUCGCAAUGUAUAUAUAACUUGCCAUGAAGUAAUGUAGGUAAGAACUACCCUCUUGAUAUUUUUAAGAUGAUGUACAUACUAUUUUUAACAAAGAAACCUAUUUGGAAUCAUGGAUUCUUAAUGGAAAAAGGUAUAUGUUUUAAGUUAAGUAACAUUGUAAAUAAACAUAUAGAUUGAAUAGAUGUUUGUAUUCUUCAUUUUUAAGAUGUCUUUUUUGUAAAUAAUGUUCUGCUUUGCCUUCAUGAUAACUUGAUGGAUGGGGGCAGAAAAUGUGAAUUUUUUUAUUCCAGAAGGUGCCAGAGAAUAGCGACGUAUAUCUCUGAAUGACAAUAUAAAAAUAUAGAGAUUAAAAGUAGACAUAGAACCAUUUCAUAUAAAAAUGAAACCCUCUUUCAUAGAACAUGGAACCAGAUAAUGCGCUGAUACUAUAAAUAAAUAGUACAUUAUUGUAUCUUUUGACAAAUUGUUAUCACUGUGUAUGGAGAAUAUGUACAUUUGUAACAAAUGUAGAUGUUGCUGUACACUGUCAGUGCCAUUAUAAAGUUAUACUGAAAAAAGAAGGCACUCUUUAAGAAACAUAGGUAUAUUUGUGAUUAUCACAAUUUUUUACCCUGGCUGGCAAGUCGAUAAAUUCAGUUGAAUUUUAGAUAUUUAAUCAAUUGGGGGGUAAUCAAAAUGAUUUUAUGCUUAUUCAAAGAAAUUGGUUAAGUUUUCCUCUUUUUUUAUUGUAUGUGAUACUGCGAUUCAAAUAUUGAUUCAUUUUUGUCUCUAAGAGUUCUUUUAAUGACUAUUUAAUAAGUGAUAAAGUAUUUAUUAGACCAAAUUGCCCUUCAAAAUAGUUUUCUCAUUUUACCCAUUCAAAUACAA